Messenger RNA from Planococcus citri (citrus mealybug), 1910 nucleotides. RefSeq names its product neuropeptide Y receptor type 2-like. Gene Ontology annotation, cellular component: neuron projection; plasma membrane. The transcript has 4 exons. The record is from RefSeq and is a predicted model, not a curated record. Gene Ontology annotation, biological process: G protein-coupled receptor signaling pathway. Gene Ontology annotation, molecular function: neuropeptide binding; neuropeptide Y receptor activity. NCBI's taxonomy places the organism in Eukaryota, Metazoa, Arthropoda, Insecta, Hemiptera, Pseudococcidae. The coding region runs from base 349 to 1563 and encodes 404 amino acids.
UUCUCAUGUACCUAAGUACGAUAAACGUACCCGAGCUAUGAAUUUUUAACCUCACAAUUUCCGUGUCUACGUGUACUUACUUGGCGAAUAUGUGAAUUUUUAACAGAUACUUACUCUUUUUUCACACCUAGUGUACCUACCAUCCAUGUACGUAACUUUCGCGUACUCGUACAUAGAUAAUUUGAAAAGUUGGCGAGUAAUAUUAGCACGACUCGAUGGAGGAGAACAGGAAGGCGGUGGCGAGUUUCGGCGAUAAUGGAUCGAUACGUACGAUGAGCUCGACGACGAUUUAGAGUCGGAAAUUGCACGUUUACGUAAGAUAUGCGAAUUGACUCGACGACGUCAUAAAUGCUUUGCCCUCUGAACGAAGAUAAUUUCUUCUCGGAGCAAUGUGGAUUAGUGGAAUUAAACAAGACGUUGAAUUUCAGCAUCGAAGAAGCUUUCAAUAUAUUAUUAGAGUAUAAGCAAUCGGGCCGAAAUUUAAGCCAAACCGGCGAAGCGGUAUUUAUAAUAAUUUACGUGUUGCUGAUCGGCGUCGGCGUCUGCGCCAAUAUGAUGGUAUGCUUCGUCGUGGCGAGAAAAUCGCAAAUGCAUACGCCUCGUAAUUUGUACAUCGUGAAUUUGAGCAUAUCCGAUAUGACGAUGUGUUUCAUAUGUAUGCCAUUCACGUUGAUAUCAAUUUUAAGAAGAGAAUGGCAUCUAGGAUCGGCCUUAUGUAAGCUGGUGCCGGUAUUAGAGGGCACCAAUAUCAUGAUUUCCAUCGGUACCAUAACCAUGAUCGCCAUGGACAGAUAUUUUACCAUCGUUAGGAGACAUAAUUCCGUAUCUACCAGAUCCAGCGUUAUUAGCUGUAUUAUUAGCGUGUGGAUGUUCUCCAUAUUGGCCACAUCGCCGCUGGCUUAUUACCAAGUGGUGGAACCGCUGAGUUUUCAUAAAGUCAUACUGUACAACGCUUGCAUCGAGAAAUGGCCAUCGCACGGCUUAAAAGUUGGAUACAACGUGUGUAUUCUAAUCGUACAAACAGCGAUACCGGCUACGGUUGUUGGCACAGUGCAUCUGCGAAUCGCUUCCUAUCUUAAUAAGCACGCUAAAUCUCAAACCAACUCGCGACGAGCUCUGAAAGAGUUACAAAGGAACAGAAAAACCACUUUUCUUUUACUAGGCAUAGUUAUCCUCUUCUUAGCGAGCUGGCUCCCAUUGAGUAUGUUCUCUCUACUAGUUGACGUGCUCUACCCACCAGAGAAAUCCAAAGAAGUCUCGGCUGAAAAAUUAUACCUUAUUUUAGCCAUCUGCCACGUUAUAGCCAUGUCAUCCGCUGUAUCCAACCCUAUCGUAUACGGCUGGCUGAAUUCCAACAUUAGACACGAGUUCUUACAAUUAUUCUCGUCCAAAUGUACCAAUCGAAAUUAUAAUAAAAAUAACGAAGACCAGACUACAACUAGAACAGUGUUGGCUACUUCAACUCAACGCAAAAGUGGCCCAGUUACAGUGCAAUUGAAAUCCGAACGAUCAGAAAAAGCUCCUUCUCCUCCGGCUGUUCAUGUAGAUUCUUUUAUGCUCUAAUUUCAUCGUUAGCAUACUAGUCAAUGUGUGGUUUCAACCUUCAUUAUUUUAUUAUGGCGUAUUAUUAUUUUUUCCCAUAUACGUGUAUGUUUGUUUUUCCUUGUUGUUGUAUGUAAAAGUGCUAUUAAUUUGUUAUAAUAUAUUUUGUUGGUUAUAAAAGUAUAGGUACUACUACUAAGUUGUGCCCAUUACAAGCUGUAUGUUUAUUUAUUUAUUUAAUUUUUUUCUAAAUGUUUUGUAUGUUUUUUUCAUAUUAUUGUGUAAUGUUUUUUUUUUGCAAAUUGGAAUACGUAAUUUAUUAAAUACGCGAUGAGCGCAAUUUGUGAAUAAAUAAACGGCGAAUUGUC